CUUCACUGGUGAGUCAUUUCUCUAACCUCUCAACGUGACUUAUUUUUUUAUAAAACAUGAGAAUUGUAAAUAUGGCUACUUCCCUCCCUCCUCACCCACUUGCAACUUUAAGAACCCUGUCGGUCGCCGGGCUGGUCCUACGACGUGCGGGCCUCCGGGAGCGGGCGAGCAAACAUGAAUGUUGGAGUUGCCCACAGUGAGGUCAACCCCAAUACUCAUGUAAUGAACAGCCGUGGGAUGUGGCUGGCAUACGCUUUGGGAGCCGGCUUGCUUCAUAUUGUAUUACUCAGCAUCCCCUUCUUCAGUGCUCCUGUUGCAUGGACCUUAAUGAACAUAAUACAUAAUCUGGGGAUGUGUGUGUUUUUGCAUGCAGUGAAAGGAACACCUUUUGAAACUCCUGAUCAGAGUGGAACAAGGCUCCUAACCCACCGGGAACAACUCGACUAUGGAGUACAGUUUACAUCUUCUCAGAAGUUUUUCACAAUUUCUCCAAUAAUUCUAUACUUUCUGGCAAGUUUCUAUGCGAAGUAUGAUCCAACUCACUUCAUCUUAAACACAACUUUUCUCCUGAGUAUACUUAUUCCCAAAAUGCCACAGCAUGUUCGGAUUUUUGGAAUUAAUAAGUAUUGAAAUGUUUCUGCAACUGAACAAAACUCUUAGAGCUACUACAUUUCCAGUAGCGACAGAGUAGUGAGUGAACUGCACUGCUUCAGUGAUAGUGUGAAAUAAGAGGUAUUUACAUUGGAGGGCCACAUACUGGUCCUUAAUAGGCUUGAAGUGCAGAACUCUACUAAGGGAUGCCUCUGGCUGUGUGCUUGGUAUGUUUCUGAGAGAGGCUCUACAGGCAGGCUGGGCAGGCCCAGCUUAGAAGUUAUGGCAGUACAAACGAGGGUACAGUAACUAAAUCCAAGGAAAUGAGGGAUUUGCAAGAAACUAGGACCAGCUUAUAGUGAAUGGGCAUUAUGCUAGGGAAGGAAAACUUCAAUCAUUCAUUCAUAGUCAGUUUAAACAGACUUCUAUAAAGCAGAAUCAUCUUUAUACAAGUUUUUAUUACUGUACACAUUCCACUUUAUAUGACAUACGCCCUCUUAUUUUAUACAAGUCCCUUCAACCUUAUAUGUGUACUUUCUUGUUUUUCUGGCUAAGUAUUGUGGGUUGAUAAAUGAGGUCAUGUUUGCUUUUAUUACAUUACAGAGUUUGUGAAGGUUAUCUUCAUGGUUCACUCUGAGAGAAGACAGGCAGGUAGGUAUCUUACAGUCAAGGCUCUCAGUCAGCAUUCUCAUAUUGGAACAAAGUGGGUUUUACUCCUUUUCCAGAAGCAAAGCUGCUAAACCAGUUAAGAGAAUAACUUAUUUCAAGUAGUUUAGGUCUGGGGUAGCUUAAAGUAACCGUUUAUUUGGUCGUGCAAGUUAGUUAAAGUCUGUCAUUCUUUAGAAAAGGAAAUGCAGAAUGGAGCCAGCUGCUUUGAGCAGAACUGAACUGUUUCUCCAACAGUGGACCUGAAGCAAUGGUGUCUCUGUUGGCCACCACUGAAGGAAAAGAUAGCAUUGUCUGCUCUUAGCUUCCUGCUCUUGAUCCCCACAGUUUGCCUAUUAAUGUGUCCUUUAAAUGUGUGAGUCUUAGUGUAGACAACCUCAAAUGGUACCUAUACCCACAGCAACAGCUAUAUUGAAUUCUUGUGACAUUGGGAAGCUUCCUUGCUAGUGUUAAUUGUAUGAAAUUACUACUGUGAGAAACAUAUUUCUAAAAUGUUAUAAGAUAAAGCUGAAAAACUCAGUAUUGUAAGAUUGAAAACAGCUGUAGACCAACUUAUAAAUCAAUUUGUAGCAAUAAACAGACUUAGGGGUAGUGAUUAUUGUUUCAUAUUUCAAAAGUACUGUGUUUAAAAAUCAGUUGUAUGAUGCUGCCUUUGUAUGUUUGUCUUCUCUUGUGUCUUUUUAAAUAACUGGUAAUUGACGCUUUAAUAAAAAGUU
Mesocricetus auratus (golden hamster) is the source of this 1973-nucleotide messenger RNA. RefSeq names its product ORM1-like protein 1. The record is from RefSeq and is a predicted model, not a curated record. The coding region runs from base 175 to 630 and encodes 151 amino acids. Gene Ontology annotation, cellular component: endoplasmic reticulum membrane. The transcript has a single exon. Gene Ontology annotation, biological process: intracellular sphingolipid homeostasis; ceramide metabolic process; negative regulation of ceramide biosynthetic process. NCBI's taxonomy places the organism in Eukaryota, Metazoa, Chordata, Mammalia, Rodentia, Cricetidae.